Molecule: messenger RNA, 5134 nt
Organism: Psylliodes chrysocephalus
Lineage: Eukaryota; Metazoa; Arthropoda; Insecta; Coleoptera; Chrysomelidae
Source: the annotation of a GenBank genome assembly
GACAAAAGACACAAGUUUUUUUUUUCAUUUGUUUGGAUGUGAUUGUGAUCAUACGUUUGAUAUUUCUUGAUAUAAAAAGUUUAGAAAAAAUUACCAAAAAAGUGCAUCAUUUUAGUGAACGACAUAAAGAAAUAUGAUGGAACGGUUAUCGGACGAUGCGGAGAACAUUCAAAGGCUGUUGCCUUGGAUUGGCAACAAGGAAGAUAUAGUAAACUUCAUACGAAAGAUUCCAAUAGAUCACAGUCACUUAAGAAUUCCGUUAUCAAUAAGUUACUUUUUUAAACUCAGGGAUCAAAGUGAAGAAAAUUACGAGCAAAAUAUAGAAAAUGAUGCCAGAGAAAUUGUGAUAUUAUUACCAGAUACACCAUAUAAUUUAAUAAAAAGUCGCCUUAAGGAUUUGGGUAAUAUUCCCAAUCGAAAAGAAGUGUUAGUUAAGCAAUUAAUAAGUGAACGAUCAGAACUAAAGUGGAUACUACAAGAAAUAGACUUAAAUGGUGUUAGAAAACGAAGUAAUGAGAAUCUUGUUGCACUGGAUAACCAGCAAGACAACGAAACUAAUAUCAAAAUAAAAAUUCGUAAAAUAGAUGGAUCCUUAGAGGUAGUAUCUAGUAUUAAACAAGAAAUUUUACCAAGUUCAAAGAAAAUUAAUGGUUCUCCUGAAUUAUUAAGGCAAAGGUCGUUAGAAGGAGACACAGCGUCCGCCAGCACCUCAAAUCACUUACCGGAACUUACCUCAAAUCACUUACCGGAACUUAUAGUGUCAAAUUCCACUCAACCAACCUCUUCCGACAGCAACAAUUGGUCACAUUUUGCCUAUUUAAACGGACAAUUAUCAUCUACUUCAAAAGUAUCCGAAAUCAACAUGCAAACCGAUGCUCCCAGCGAAGUGCCUACAACCUUUAACCUCGUAGAAUAUUUGAAGGACGUGUCUCAAUGUUCCGAAGAAAAAAUCCACCACGUGUGCAAGAAUUUGUGCGUUUCUACCUCGAAGAGACCGCCCGAUAGCACGUUGAAUUUGAUACUUAACAGAUUAAUCGAUGAGAGUGUGAUAGAAUUGGACGAUAGCGAUGUUGGGACGGAUUCCAGUUUAGGGUCAUCCAAUGAAGACUUAUACAACGUCACUUUUCCGAAACCGAUGAACAACGAAGUUGUUAUAACCAAAGAUAAUGUUUCUAAAGUUGUUUUUCCGAAACCAAUACUCAGGCCUGCUACUUUGCUAGCUGGUAGUUCGAAUGGAAAUAACGCAGCUCCUUCUAGACCUGUCCACCAUCAGAACAUCAUUCAACCGGCUAGAUUGAAUAUCGGCAAUGCCAAGAGGACAAAUACAUUUUUGGACGUAGAAGACUUUUUCAACAAUAUCAAGGAAAGGAACAAUAAUGAAGAUCAAGCCAGCGCUUCAUCGUCGAGCGUAAAAGAGGAAACGAAAGAUCCAUGGUACGUUUACGAUAUCCCGCCAUUAUACCCAAAUGAUUUCGGGGAAAUCCACCAUCCGGAAGGAUCUAAAGAAACGGUACCGCCACCAGUCGAUCCACCGGUACCAGUCGCUCCAACAGGACUAGUUGUUCCGAAAGAAACACUGAUCAACCUCAUAAAUCAAGAAGAAGUUGUAAAUGCACCGGAAGAGGCGCAAGUACAACCAGGACCUUCUAAGGUCCAAAGAUCUCCUAAGCAGCUUCCAUAUGACGAAAAUUUGGUCUUGAGGAUAAUAGAGAUGUUUCCCCAAGCUUGUCCGGAUUACAUCAGGGGUAUUUGUCGCGGCAAAAGCUUUCAACAGCUGGACGAUGUCGUUACUGUUAUUUUAUCGGAAGAAUCAUAUCCCCAACGUCCUCAGAAAUCUGCAAGUCCGGCUAGGGAGUACGAUAUAGAAGAUCAGUUAGAAAUUGUGAAAGCUCUACUACCGGAUGCCGAUCCCACAUACCUCAGAUGGAAAUGCGAAAGUAUUGGCAACAACUCGGACCAGCUGAACGAGUUCAUCAAUGAAGCUAGAGAAUCAAAAAGCUAUCCAACUAAGAAGGAGUAUCUGAGGAAGCAGAAAUUGUCCGCACAAUCUAGGCAGUACACCAGCGAAUUCAGCGUCGAAAAAUUCGUGGAGCUGUUCCCCGAUCCUGAAAAAACUUUUAGGGACCCGACGAGGAGUUAUGCAGUUGAAGGUUACGCACAUUUGUACAUUUGCACCUUUUUCCAAAACAGAUACGACAAGCUAGCUAUCAAAUAUGUCAGAUCUAUUUUGUCGGAAAAUAAGAAUAGGAUUCUGUUUUGCGACGACGUUAUGAAGGAUUAUAUCAAGAGGGGAUUGGUGAUUAAAACCCGCAGGAAACAAGUAAUUCUUCAGGAUCCCCCGCAAAACAUCGCUGUUUUGCAGGAAUUAGCGUACGUUGCCCACAAAGAGGAGAUAGAAAAUUACAUAAAAGAGACCAAAGAAAAGGAGGAAAAUGAGAAGAGGUUGGCGAAGGAGAAUGGAUUGCUAAACACGUGUCAGUGUUGUUAUGACGAUGAAGUGAUGCCGAAAGAUACUUUCUAUUGUCCGAAGGAUUGCACGUUCUGCAAGAGUUGCAUUCAGAAGAGCUGCGAAGUUACUCUUGGUGACGGGAAAACUGAUUUUAAGUGCCUGAACCACUGCACGGAGGAAUUUUCGUUGCUUACUUUGCAAAAGGUUUUGCCGCCGAAAAUGUUCUCCAAAUUGGCUCAAAAGAAAGCCCUGGCCGAGGUGAAAGCGGCUGGCAUCGAAGAGCUGGAAUCCUGUCCGUUUUGUGAUUUCGCCAGCAUCCCCAACAUCAGCGACAAGAUUUUUAGAUGCUUGAAUCCUGAUUGCAUGAAAGAGUCUUGUAGAUUGUGCAAAGAGGAAAACCACGUGCCGUACAAAUGCGACGAGGUGGAAAAGGAUGAGGACGUCAAGGCUCGCGUGUUCGUCGAAAACCAAAUGACCGAGGCGCUAUUAAGGAAAUGUUGGAAAUGCGACAAGAGCUUCUUCAAGGAGGAAGGUUGCAACAAGAUGACUUGCACGUGCGGCGCCCGGAUGUGUUACAUUUGUAAGCAGCCCGUCACGGAUUACACGCACUUCAACGGCAUCGGUGGCGACAAGUUCAACCUUUGUCCAUUAUACAGCGACACCAACGAGUUCAAUCAGAAGAACGUCAUUGCGGCGGCCACCGAGGCCAAGGCCAAAGUGGAUCCGACCAAAUUGAAGAUCGACCCGAGUUUGGACGUCCAAGAACAUUACGAAACAAGAAAAAAGCAACUACCGCCCGAGCCGCAUAUACGACUAUUGGAAGAUAUGCGCCAGCAACAAAACCAACUCAUCCAUCAACAUCAACUUCAUCCACAACAUCAUCAUCCACAACAUCAUCGUCAUCAACACCAUCGUCACCAAAUGGUCGCACAGCAGCGACCUGCUCAAAGAGCCGCGCAACGGGUAGCGAAUCACAGACAUAUCGUGCGUCACAGAGGCGCCGACGACGAUCUGGCGCGUCAAUUAGGAUUAGGAAUCGCUCGGCUAGAGCGGUUAGCAGCGAGAUUGCCCGCACGUGCUCCCCCGCAGAACCAAUGACAUACAGUUACUUCGAGUCGUUUUAAGUUUUGUACAUUUUUGAUACGUUGUUCGUUAUAUUUUGUUGUCUUGCGGUUGUUAAAGAGCCGUUUACAGUCGAGUUCGAGUUGUUUAAAGUUACGUUGAUUCCGUGUUUGAUGUCGAAGGUCGACAGAUGGCGCCAUUGUCGAAAAUAUGAAGUUGGAUCAAAUAUAAACUGGAAUUAUCUUUUAUGGAUGUGGUUGUGAUACCAGAAAAGUGUACUGGAACGCUUUAACGGUAAUUCUUCUAUCUAUUGGCAUUACGGCCCUUGGUCGUCCCAAACAUUUUCCUCCAUUCGUGACUAUCAAACUUGUGAUUUUUCCAUGGUUUAAUUCCCACUUUAUGUACAUCUUUGUCCAGAUUCUUUCCAUCUCUUACUGGGUAUUAGUUAAAAAAUUACUGUUUUAUAUUUGAUCCAUCUAAAUCACUGUAUCCAACAGGUUUAUGAAUUAUAAAAAAAAUCCUACUUAAGCGCCGUUUAUAUUUUUGCGCCUUCUCGUUUACCGUCUACUCCAAAAAUAUUUUAUUGUCUGAUACAAUAUUUCUAAUCGGUCUUUCCUUUAAAGCUGAUUUUACUGCUAGUUUCCGUUGAAUUUACCGAUUUUUUUUGGAAAUAGAAAACAACUGGCGGAAAAACGAUGAGUGUGCAAAAUUUACGAAAAUCGAAAUACAUGGCGCAAUCUGUAGGUAUUUGUAUGUACUAUUACGCCUAGUAAACAUUUACAGGAGGGGUUUGCCAUAUAUAGCUAAAUAUAUUUUUAGUCAGUUGCGGGAAAAACUAUGAGUGUACCCGGUGUUUGAUGAAUUAUAGAUGAACGUGACUUUGUAUUGAAACCAUGGCCGUCUCUGUAAAAAAGCCAACAUCGCAUAAAUACCUCUGCCAAUACUAAAAGGGAAAAACAAGAAUCUAUUUUUUAUGAUAAUCUGUUCUAUUUCAAUAAUUUCCAAAAAUGCAUCAUAAAAAUUUUUUGGUACUGAUUUAAAUAAAAAAAACUUUGUGCCUAUUCUUGUUGGUAAUUACUAAAACAUGAGACCGUAAAUACUAAGUUCAGAAUAUAUUUUUUACCAUUUCCAUCAGACAGUGACCUAAAUUUAAAAAUCCGAUUUUCUUCAGUUUAAAUUUUAUGCACAAUUAUCGUUCUUUCCUCCUAAAAUCAAAAGCAAAAUAUUUUUUUUUUUUUUUAACCACUAUUGUUAAUUACUUAAACACGAUGCUGCACUGCUGUAUAUACUAAGUUAAGAUUAUAUUUACAGAGACAGUGCUUGAAAGUUUUUGCACUUUCAUCGUUCUUCCCGCCAGCUCCUCAACUACUUCUAACUAUGCACAUUUGAGAUGUAUACAACUUGAUCUUUACAAGGUUUUUUAACAUUAGACUUGCAUUUUGGUCCGUGAGCAAUUUUCAUAUUCUAAAUUCUGUUUUUUUAAUAUUUUUCCUGUAAAGGGAUCUCCCUGAAUAAAAAAUUUUUGUAGGUGUGUUUUAUUCAGUUUACAUUUCAGAUUUCUUUAAAAAGUAACUGUUUUUUUUUAAUCUUGCAGCUGUUGGGCCGAAAGAAAUAUUGGAACAG